AUGAUCGACAAGACGGAUAAUUACAGAGAAGGCGAGGCGCUGUCGCGCAAGAUCGCUGGAUUGAAGGGCAAGGGCGAGUCCAAAUCCGUGGCCAUCAUCGGAGGCGGUCUCUCAGGCCUCGCCUGUGCCAAGUACUUGGUGGAUGCCGGCCACAAGCCCAUAGUCCUCGAAGCUCGCGACUGCCUAGGUGGCAAGGUCUCUGCAUGGCAAGACAAGGAUGGUGACUGGGUCGAGACAGGCUUGCACAUCUUCUUCGGCGCCUACCCGAACAUGAUGAACCUGUUCAAUGAGCUGGACAUCGAGGAACGCUUGCAGUGGAAGCGCCACCAGAUGAUCUUCGCAAUGCAGGAGCUGCCGGGGGAGUUCACGACAUUUGAUUUCCUCGAGGGCAUCCCAGCGCCCUUCAACUUUGGCUUGUCCAUCCUUCUCAACCAGAAGAUGCUGACGCUGCCUGAGAAGCUUCAAACAGCUCCAGCCCUUCUGCCCAUGCUGGUGGAAGGUCAGAAGUUUAUCGACCUUCAGGACGAGCUCUCUGUCCUGAACUUUAUGGAAAAGUACGGGAUGCCAGACAGGAUCAACACGGAGGUGUUCAUUGCCAUGGCAAAAGCCUUGGACUUCAUCGACCCCGAGAAGCUCUCCAUGACAGUCGUCCUGACAGCCAUGAACCGCUUCCUCAAUGAGACUGAUGGUCUUCAGAUGGCCUUUUUGGAUGGCAACCAGACUGAAAGGCUCUGCGAACCGAUGAAACAGUAUAUCGAGGCUCGUGGUGGACAGGUGCUCCUCAACAAGCCCUUGGCCAGCAUCGAGACCAACGAGGAUGGGUCAGUAAAGCACUUCCUGAUGCGCGAUGGCGAGAAGGUGGUAGCGGACGAGUACAUCACUUCUGUUCCUUGCGACAUCAUGAAGCGCAUCCUUCCGCGAGCCUGGUCCACGGACCCCUUCUUCCGUCAGAUUGACGAGCUAGAAGGCAUUCCAGUCAUCAACAUCCACCUCUGGUUUGACAGGAAGCUCCUCAAUGUGAAUCACCUGUGCUUCAGCCGUAGCCCGCUCCUCUCGGUGUAUGCCGACAUGAGCACGUGCUGCAAGGAGUACGAGGAUCAGGACAAGUCGAUGCUUGAGCUGGUCUUUGCUCCUUGCUCUCCGAUUGCCGGCGGCAACACGAACUGGAUGGGAAAGAGCGAUCAGGCCAUUAUAGAUGCCACCAUGAAGGAGUUGGAGCGGCUCUUCCCCACGGAGAUUGGGCCGCACCUCCCAGAUGGAGGCGCCAAGCUGGUGAAGCACGCUGUGGUGAAGGUGCCGCGAAGCGUCUAUGCGGCCAUCCCGGGACGCAACAAGUUCCGCCCCUCCCAGGAGACACCCAUCAAGAACUUCACCCUGGCUGGCGACUGGACCAGCCAGAAGUUCCUGGGCAGUAUGGAGGGAGCAGUUCUGGGCGGCAAGCUUGCUGCAGAGGUUGUCGCUUGUAAAGCAGCAGGCGUGCCAACCAAGGGCCUGAAGGAGAUCGAUCCCUCCAUCUUGGCGAAGAAGGACCAGUUCGUGCCCCAGGACCCUAUGGGUGUGAAGGGCAAGACCCCCAUCGCCUUCGGAGGCGGUGAGGUGCUGGGAUCCAAUUUCGAGGAGAAGCUUCGAAAUCAAGAGGCAGUCUUUCUCGAGAAUGCUUGA
Molecule: messenger RNA, 1662 nt
Organism: Symbiodinium pilosum
Lineage: Eukaryota; Dinophyceae; Suessiales; Symbiodiniaceae
Source: the annotation of a GenBank genome assembly